GCCUCUAUAAAAGCAUAAGUAGGCAAUGUAGACUGCUGUGUCAAUCUGCCAUUACAUCAGCCAAGAAGAAGACUGCUGUGUUAUCGUCCAGUUUCAAGGGUGAUGAUGGUCUAGGAGAUGGCAAAAUGCCCGCCCCCUCCUGUCAUCGAUUGGGCGGGACGCUGGAUCAGCUGUUGCUUUACAAUACAAGUGGGUGCGGUUGUUGGGAUUGUCACAAAGACUUUCAAGUACAUUUCAGGUUCCAGACUUCGAGAGAUACAUUACUUUCCUCAGAAUUACGUCUUGGGAAAAGGGAUCGCAAUGAGGAACUCAUUUGGGUUAUGCUUGGCGUUCUGUUUCGCCAUCUUUGAGCUUGGUUCAGCCAUUCGCUGUUACGCCUGUCAGGACUACAGUGGCAGCUGCACGAAAACCCAGGACUGCAGCUUAGAUGAUGCCUGUCUGAGCCUGCAUGUGAGAGGUGGUGAUAUCAUACGCAGGUGUAUUAAGAACUCUGAAUGUAAUUUUAAUGAGUUAAGCAUUGCUUACCCACAAGUUGAAAGUUUCAGUUACAAGUGUUGUACGUCUAACCUGUGUAAUGGAGCUGUCUCCAUCUCUGGGGGCAAGCCUCUGCUGGGCCUGCUGGUGUCUCUGGUGGGCAUAUGGUGGUGUAUGCACUAGACACCCACACACAGCCCAACCAUAACCCACUAUACAUGCACACGUACAGCAUCAAUUUAACCUCUUCCUCAGACCUAAGCCUCUUCGACACACACGCAGGUUCCUCUCUCGCCCCUGUCUUUCCCCACCCUCAGCUCAGGUGCUGCCGUCAGUUUUUAUAUUUUUAUUAUCGCCCAGACCAACAGAGCGACUUGCAGAAAGGGGUGAUUUCUGACCGACCAUACCUGACUCCCUGUCUGGUUUUCAGAAGGAUACAAUUUGCACUAGAUCGGCGCUUCAAAUAGAUGCAGCACUAAUGAGGGCAUACUUUCUACAUUUUGAUUUGGCAAUGACUGUUGCUUCAGUUGCUAAAAGUGCUAUGUAUGUCAAAGGUGAUCUAUCAGAAGUGUUCGGCGUAAAAAUAUAUGAGAUGUCUUGUUAAACAAAAAACGUAUAACCUGUGAAUGCCCUUAAAGGAUCAGUACUGAGUCAGCAGACCGUAUAACUGCUCAUGUACUGUCAUGUCCACUGCUAGCUGUUAUUAAUCAGUGUUUUUUACCGAAUUAGUGACAUUAUGUGUGGCCGAUGUAGAGGCAAG
Osmerus eperlanus (European smelt) is the source of this 1234-nucleotide messenger RNA. It is a transcript of the gene cd59a, whose product is annotated as CD59 molecule (CD59 blood group). The transcript has 5 exons. Lineage: Eukaryota; Metazoa; Chordata; Actinopteri; Osmeriformes; Osmeridae. The record is from RefSeq and is a predicted model, not a curated record. The coding region runs from base 118 to 657 and encodes 179 amino acids.